AUGGCUCUCCUGUCCGUCCUCACGCCCUUCCUGGCGGUGAUCCUGUGCUUGGUGAUUGGCUUCUUGCUGGUGAAAUCGCGGCAGACGGAGACCACCCCGAAAGAUAAAGGGGGGUCGGCAGCUGGCUUUAGACCGUGGGUGGACCAGGAUUUACAGGACGACACAGAAGCCACGGGGAGAGACGAGGAGGAUGGUGAUUGGGUGGACAGCAAUCGGGAGGAAGACCAUCCCCAUGUGCCCUACUCAUCACCACGUUACCCUGAGGAGACGAUGCUGGUGAGAUCCAAGGAUUUGUACAAUCUGUUGAACCAGCGGAGGUCUGUCCGAUUCAUCAGCCCAGAGCCGGUCCCACGAGAGGUUAUCGAUAAUGUCAUCCGCACUGCAGGUACGGCCCCGAGUGGCGCACACACAGAGCCCUGGACGUUCGUCGUGGUGUCAGACCCAGAGACGAAGCACCAGAUCAGACAGAUAGUGGAAGAAGAGGAGGAGGUCAACUACCGUCAGAGAAUGGGGGACAAGUGGGUCAAUGAUUUGGCCAAAUUAAGAACAAACUGGAUGAAAGAGUAUUUGGAUGUUGCUCCAUACCUGGUCCUCAUCUUCAAACAGACCUAUGGGAUUCUCCCCAAUGGCAAGAAAAAGACACAUUACUACAAUGAAAUCAGUGUCUCCAUAUCCUGUGGGAUCCUGCUGGCUGCAUUACAGAACGUGGGCCUUGUUACCGUCACUUCAACGCCCCUGAACUGCGGCCCCCAGCUCAGGCUCCUCCUCAAACGGCCAGCCAACGAGAAGCUGCUGAUGCUACUUCCUGUAGGUUAUCCUGCUUCUGAUGCCACAGUGCCUGACUUGAAACGCAAGCCUCUGUGUGAUAUUAUGGUGCACAUAUGAGAGAAUCAAUCUGCAGAGAAAAUAAAAUGCAAAAAGCUUGAAAUACUUUUUGUCUUCAUCGCCUUUCA
Messenger RNA from Chelmon rostratus (copperband butterflyfish), 953 nucleotides. It is a transcript of the gene iyd, whose product is annotated as iodotyrosine deiodinase. Bases 1 to 885 code for a protein of 294 amino acids. NCBI's taxonomy places the organism in Eukaryota, Metazoa, Chordata, Actinopteri, Chaetodontiformes, Chaetodontidae. The record is from RefSeq and is a predicted model, not a curated record. The transcript has 5 exons. Gene Ontology annotation, molecular function: oxidoreductase activity.